GACCGCACAUCAGACGACUUCAUCAGGACUGCACAGCAUGGAGCUCUUCACCAAAACUCUGUUUCUGUGUUUUGCACUUGCCCUCGCUAAUGGAGCACCUGCGCACCCACAAGAUGCAUCAGUAGACGGUGGAGCUGCUCUCCCAGACCGGUGUGAAGGUAUUGAGUUUGAUGCCAUCACUCCUGACGAGAAAGGAAACACUUUCUUCUUCAAAGGUGCCCACUUGUGGAAGGGUUUCCGUGGUCAAGCUCAGCUCUCCAAUGAGUACUUCAAGCAGCUGGAUGACAUCCAUCACAUUGGCCAUGUCGACGCUGCCUUCCGCAUGCACAACACAGAGAAAACAGGCAAUCACGAUCACAUCUACUUCUUCCUGGAUGACAAGGUGUUCAGCUAUUAUAACUACACCCUUGAAGACGGGUAUCCAAAAGAGAUCCAGGAGGACUUCCCAGGAGUCCCUACUCACCUGGAUGCUGCUGUGGAGUGUCCCAAAGGAGAAUGCACGGCCGACACAGUUCUAUUUUUUAAGGGACAUGAUGUGCAUGUUUAUGAUGUUACCACAAAGACAGUGAAGACUAAGACGUGGCCCCACCUGCCUGCCUGCACCUCUGCUUUCCACUGGCUGGAGCACCACUACUGCUUCCAUGGACACAACUUCACCAGGUUCAACCCGGUAACUGGAGAGGUGGGCAGUUCCUACCCAAAAGAUGCCCGCCAUUACUUCAUGAAGUGUCCCAACUUUGGUCACGGAGGUGAUCAUAAAGCCCUUAAAUGCAGUGAGGUCAAACUAGAUGCCGUCACAACUGACGAUGCAGGCAAAACUUACUUCUUUGCAGGCCCCAACUACAUGCGUCUGGACACUCGUCGUGACGGCCUUCACACCUUCCCAAUCACCAGGGCCUGGAAGGAGGUGACCGGCGGUGUGGACGCUGUCUUUUCCUACACUGAUAAUACGUACUUGAUUAAGGAUAAUCAGGUUUACAUCUAUAAAGCAGCUGCUCACUCCAGCCUGAUUGAAGGCUACCCUAAAACCCUGAAGGAGGAGCUCGGCAUUGAAGGACAGGUGGACGCUGCUUUCCUCUGUCCUGGUGAACACACAGUUCAUAUAAUCCAAGGACAGAGGGUUCGUGACGUCGACCUAACCGCCACGCCCAGGGCCGUGACCCGAGAUUUGCCCCUGCCCUUGUCCGACAUCGAUGCCGCUCUCUGCGGUCCAGACGGAGUUAAUUUGUUCAAGGGCUCGCAGUAUUACCACUACGAAAGCCCCACGACACUGAUUAUGAGCAGGAUCGCCCCUUUUGCUCAAAAUAUUACCUCAGCAAUGAUGGGAUGUCAGGAUUAGGAAUCAGUGAGAGAACAUUUCAUAGUCUUUUCAGUGUCCCUAAACAAUACAGAGAGACAGCAUUAGCACCAAACAUCAACCUUUCUCUCCACUCACACACACAGCGAUUCAGACUGGAUGAAAGGAAGUUAACUUUUGUUUGUUGAAUAAAAAAUGGGAAACUGCU
Micropterus dolomieu (smallmouth bass) is the source of this 1505-nucleotide messenger RNA. RefSeq names its product hemopexin b (gene hpxb). Gene Ontology annotation, molecular function: heme transmembrane transporter activity. The transcript is spliced from 10 exons. NCBI's taxonomy places the organism in Eukaryota, Metazoa, Chordata, Actinopteri, Centrarchiformes, Centrarchidae. Gene Ontology annotation, biological process: intracellular iron ion homeostasis; heme transport. The coding region runs from base 38 to 1339 and encodes 433 amino acids. The record is from RefSeq and is a predicted model, not a curated record.